Molecule: messenger RNA, 1170 nt
Organism: Entelurus aequoreus (snake pipefish)
Lineage: Eukaryota; Metazoa; Chordata; Actinopteri; Syngnathiformes; Syngnathidae
Gene: trim105
Product: tripartite motif containing 105
Molecular function (GO): protein binding; metal ion binding
Source: RefSeq, a predicted model, not a curated record
AUGAAGCGACGAGUCUUCACUCGACGGCGGCGUGAAGUAAAGGGAGAAUAUUUCAAGCUCCUCCCAGGCUGCGAGAUCCUGGUGCGCAUCUUCGUGGAUCAGUCCCGAUCGGGCAGGUUCCGCGUUAUAUAUGUGCCGAACAGCGAGUCCUGGAGAGAGUGUUCCUUCACAAUGGCUGCACCUGCUUCUGCACCCCCAUCCAACAGCAAUGGCAGCAUCAGAGACGACCGGACAUGCGCCAUUUGUCGCAACCUUUAUCCUCAGCCCGUCACGGUGGCUUGCAUGCACCGCUUCUGCAAGGCGUGCAUCUCCACAUACUGGAGAAAAAAAAAACAUAGGAAACAGCCGAAAGAGACACAGAAGAGCUGUCGCCAUAGGAAAGAUGACUUCCCCAAUAGGAUUUCCAGAAACAAAGACAAGAUGGACACCAUAAAGCGAGUCGGAGCCGAUUUGCAGGCUUGUAUCAGUGGGGAAUUCUGAGCGCUCCAUCACAUCCUACGUGACGAGGAGGCCUUUCUGCCGGAGCACUUAAAGAGGAGGCAGGAGGACGAGAUGGAGAAAGUCCAGCGUCAUGUGGAGCACAUCGAAAAUGCAGUUAAAGAGCCGGAGGAAAACACGAGUGGCGCCGCCGGGGAGACUUCAGCCACGGCUGAGGUGGAUGACGCUGCGGAAUUUGACGUAGGUGCUUUCAGCUGCAAAUACGUGGCUCCCUUACAGUGUAUCACAUGGCGAAAGAUGUUCAAGUCUCUGAAAUCAGGUGAUUCGCCAUUAACGUUCGAAGUCACGACGGCGAACCGCAGCAUUUUUUUAAUCUCCAAAGACAAAACGGCGUCGUCUCUCACGCACUUCCUCCUGUGCGUUAACGUCCUCGCCGCUCAGGGCUUCCAAUCAGGCCAACACAACCGCGAGGUGCAAGUUGGCCCCAAGCCCAAGUGGGAUCUCGGCGUGGCCUCCGUCGACAGCCCCAAAAACGGCUACUUGUCACUGCGACUACGAGACAAAAGCGAGCGCUUGGUAGGCUCGCAGCCAUGAGCGACACUGCAGCCCAAUUCAACGCCUAAGAGGAUUGGAAAUUUCCUAGAUUAUGAGGAGAGAUGGGUGUCUUUCUUCAGUGCUGAUUAUAUGAGCCUGCUCUACUCUUUCACCCAUGGACCAUUGUUUAAACAAUAG